AUGGGUCGACGCUUCGAUGGCGACUGGCCAAAGAUGUACUCCAUGGGACCUCCCAGCGAGAUACCAGAUUAUCACCCAAUCCUUGAGAAGUAUGGGUUGAAGAUCUUGAACGCGGCUGGUUUUAUCAACAAUAUACACCCGACUGAUACUAUAACUUAUGGCCCGAUGGGAAGACUAACGCAUCCUGUCUUUGGACGUCAAAUGUGGCAUGGCAUCUCUGAUGAGAUGUUCGCUUUGCUACAGCCAGCCUUGAACCUUGCGUCGGCUGUCAUGGACGACCCAGCGACGUUGAACUAUUUCUACGCUCUCGGCCAGGGAGAAGCGUCCAUGCAGACUGUGGUUGACCUUGACACCAAACUUACUUGCAAGAUUAUGGACAUCCCAACCACGCUUACCGAAGCACAGCAACGCGACACAUUUCAGCAGAUCUGGGAUAUGCAAUUUUACAUGUACUUCAGCUUUAGAGAUAUGGGUCCUACCUACGAUGCUUAUGGACAUACUCGGCCUCAAUGGAAUUCGAACAAUUGGUUUAUACAAGCGGCAAGACCAGAUACACGAUGCAGCGUCGUCGAAAUCUGCACCCGAUACCUCUGGUGGCUGAUCGAGAUGAGCAGACUCCACUCUACCGGCCAAGCAAACAAUAUCAACUGGUUCCAAGAAGUGCAGCGUAUGUUCCGCGUGCCCGCCCACAAGCGCGAGCAUAUCGACAUGAACUCAGCACACUUCCGCAUCACACUCAUGCUAGCCUCGACUAUCCUCCACGAAUUCGUGCACGCGUUUUGUAACGCCUACUUCGAAGACCCUACCCCUUUUGUUCAGCCUCGCGAACCUUGGAUUCGCGGAACGAGGUGCAAUGAACAAGGUUGCUGUUUUGAACAAUAUAUCUUUGGGGGUUUGCCGCGGGCUAUGCAUAUCAGUAUCCCACCCAUCAGCCUUAGAUACCAGACAGAUCAAGACAUCGCCAUGCCCUUCGGCGCCUUCUUCGAGGAAAACUGGGAUCAAUGGUUCGUUCAACUUGCGAACGAUCAAUCCUCAAUCAUGCCCUCUAUCAAUGCUUCCGACUUUGAUCAACCGCGUCGAUUAUACCCUAUCCUACAAGAAUGGUUCCAACGCAUCCAUAGCGAUGAUAUGUGGUUUGACCAAGUAACGAGGUUUGGAUUGGAUGCUAUCAAAAUGCCUAGACAGGACUUGUGGCAGGUUAUGCUUUGGAAGAGAGCGACAAGGGGGUUUUGGGGUACCGGGGAGGAGAGGUGGGAUAGGAAUGAGCCGUUUGCGAAGACGUAUAAUUGGGUUUGA
Molecule: messenger RNA, 1296 nt
Organism: Aureobasidium melanogenum CBS 110374
Lineage: Eukaryota; Fungi; Ascomycota; Dothideomycetes; Dothideales; Saccotheciaceae
Exons: 3
Coding region: 1-1296 (431 amino acids)
Source: RefSeq, a predicted model, not a curated record